Cannabis sativa is the source of this 7657-nucleotide messenger RNA. RefSeq names its product putative disease resistance protein RGA1. NCBI's taxonomy places the organism in Eukaryota, Viridiplantae, Streptophyta, Magnoliopsida, Rosales, Cannabaceae. Gene Ontology annotation, molecular function: catalytic activity; ADP binding. Bases 4509 to 7505 code for a protein of 998 amino acids. The record is from RefSeq and is a predicted model, not a curated record. The transcript is spliced from 3 exons. Gene Ontology annotation, biological process: defense response to other organism.
ACUCCUUGACAUGAGUCUUUCUCUCAUCAUUCAAUAUAACCAAGUUUUAUUUUUGUGCUCAUCAUUUCAUUUUUUUGGUCUGGAACAAAAGAUAUUUAUUCUUUCAAGAGUAAUUUGCACCAUAAAUACUUAAGUUUAACUCUUAGUUGCAAAAAAUACCUAAAUUUAAUUUUUGGCGGUAAGAAUCACUAAGUUAUAUUUAUAGAACUCCGUAACUACGUGGUAAUUAAAUGUCAAGUCAUUAUACACGUGUCAUUUUCUUAUUGGUAUAUUUAAACUAAUUAUUUUUUUAAAAAUAAAAAUUUAAGGACUUGAACCAAUCAGGAAUUGUCAUGUGACAAUUUACUUAACACUUCACAGUAAGGUACUUACAGAAGUUCCAAAAUUAUAACUUAGGUAUUAUUACUGCUCAAAAUUAAAUUCCCAAAAUUAAACUUAAGUAUUUAUUUGUAAACGAGAGUUAAAUUUAUGUAUUUAUAUCGCAAAUAGUUCUUCUUUCAACCCUGAAACAAGUCAAGACAAGUGUCACAGUAUUUGGAGCAUCCAACAUCAAGUCUUGUUCAUGAAGUAAAAUAUCUAAAAAUUUUCAGUGCUAAAUCUUUCUAAUUUCAUGAAACAUGAAACUAUUGUUUUUUAUUUUUUUGAACAGACAUGAAACUAUUGUUUGAUAUACUCAUUUUCAUCAAAAUCAAAUAAAUAAUUGCAGGCUGAUCUUUGAUACGAAUUUCCUAUCAUUUAAGUGUAAACAGUAGCCAAAAGAAGGCAAAAUAGCAAAAGAGGAAUUUAAUAGCUAAUAUAUUGAUAUUGGGGUGAUAAGAGAACAAGUUGCUAGAUAUUCGAGAGAUCCAGCUUUCUCCCAAGAGCUAAAGCUCACUUAACUAAAGUGAUUCACACCCUAAAACCCCUCUAAAACUCUAAUAUAUAUACUAUCUCAAUACCCCCAUUACAAUGACCAACGUACCUUUUCAUCUUUUUGGAAUUUUAUUUUCGGAUACCCCUCGACUUUCGUUACAAGACAUUAAUGAGAUCAACGCUUUUUAGUCCUAUUCGAUCGAUCAAAAAUUGCUUCCAGUACCGAUUACUGGAAUUUUAUUUUGAAUAUUUUAGCUUCUUUCAUGGGGUUUAAGGAAGAUGAAAGAAGAGCAUUGGGUUUUAAGGUGAAUUUCUAGUGGGUAAAAGAAGAAGAGGAAGGUGAAGGAAUGAGUUGGAUAUGACUCGUCUUCCACAAAUUGUUUUCAGUUCGAGAUAGAAGGUGCAAGUAGAAGACUGAAAUUGUUCGUGAACUGAAAAAAAUUGAAGGACUGUCAUUUGAACAACGAAUUGAAGCUAGAAAACUUUUUGUCCAAAAUUUGUACGAAUCUUUUAUUUACUUCGGAUGAUGAAUACAAGUUGGUAUUUGUUUUUGGUUUGUUUAAGUAAGGUGAGAUUUAAUAGUUGAUGGUAUUUCAAAAAAUACUAUUAGGGUGAAUUUAUAUGUGUUUUACUUUGGAAAAACUUUUAAUUAGCUGGUUAAUUUAAUCUUUUGGAUGAAACUUUUGGCAAUAUAAUAGCCAUCUUUUGGAUUAUAAACUAGAUAAUAUGCAAACUUUUAGAAUUGAAAAUUUUAAUCAAUAUUUAUUUUUCUUGAGUGAUUUUAACCAAUAUUUUUAAGAUAUGCUAUUAUGUGUUAAAGAACUUUAAUUGUUGUUUGAAUUAUUAAUUUUUGAAAAAAUUAUUAACAAAUUAAUUUUGCAAUUGAUUGUUUGUGACAAGUGUAUAUAUAUAUUUUACUUUUUAUAAUCAUUUAUUAUUGUUAAUUUUUUUUAUAAAAUUAUAUAAAAAUAAUAAAUAAAAAGUAUUUUGAACACUUGGAAAGAAAAAAAAGUACUGAAUUAUUUUUAUUUUACAAAAAAAAAAUCAAGUUAUUAUUGUGAAAAAAAAAUUGUCACAUUCCAUUCCUAUGUCAACCAAACACUCUGGACAAUCAAACACGGUAAUGUUGCUUUUCUAGGUUUACAAUUCCAUUCAUCACUCUCCAAGUAAUGUUAAACCUAUUCUCACGAAAUAAAACCUGCAUACCAAAUGACCCCUAACAUAUACACUAUCUUAAUACUCUUAUUACAAUGACCAAUGUACCCUUUUUAUUUAUCUUUAAGGCCUAACAAUACUGGUCGCCCGAAAUUCACCUUGUCCUCAAGAAGGUGAAGGAGAUCAACUUGAAUCUUUGUGGUUAUAACCUUUGGUUCUCCUCUGUCAAAAAACCAAGCCAGCAAAUGAAUCACACUUAGAGCAAACUCAGUAGGAUGACAUUUAAGGGAGUCCUUCAGUAGGCGGAAAAAAAUGUGCAGGUUGAUCCCAUUUUCUGUACAGUUUGGCACUGGUUUUCACUGCUUCAAUGUUUCCAAGAGUGAGUUGAUGGAAAUGAUCAUAUGGUUCAGCAACCCAUGCAUAGUUGUCAAGGCACCAUGAUGUGCACUGCACUCUUAAUUGAAUGUCUUGAGUUACAGCUUUAAUUGCCCGAGAAAGAAAAUAAUUUUCUGGAGCAAUAUCUUCUCUGAUUAUGGACCAAUCAACAAGCCUUUUCCAGAGAAUUAAAUUCUUGAGUAUUAAAUACGCAACAAGCAAAUAGAACCCUAAGGCUCUCCUCUUAUAACCCAAUCCAUCUCGUCUCAUAACAACCUGAUGCAAAGCCCCAUGUGGCUUGUUUUCUUUAGUAAUUCCUUUGCUUUUAAUCUUGGGGAAAUUAUAUAGUAUACCACUUUAUUUUAUCUAUUUUAAUUUUUACCUUUAUUUUUAUAUUCUUUCAUAUAUAUCUAUUUUCAUAAAUGAUGUUUCUAUUAUACCCUUAAAUUAAUAUAAGUUAUGUGCUAGAGUUAAGUAGAGGGUAGGAAAAGGAAAAAUCAUAACUUGUCCCACCAUGCAUCAAUAACGACUCAUGGCUCAUCAAUAACGACUCUCCCAUGGCUUCCAUCGCCUACAUCCGCCUUCCCGGCGGCGACUCAGGCCGCUUUCAAACCUCACCUUUCGCCAGAGCUUCUUCCUCUUCUUCGACGUCUUCCGUGCUUUGCUAUGCAAAGUCUCCUCGUCCCUGAGAGCAUGGAGUAGUGGUGGUGGAGCUUGGAGAAGCGGUCUUCCACUGCUAUCUCUCCCUGAGUUUAGUCUCUUACUAUCUCUGUCGUGGUUCUUCCUGUUCUUUGGCUUUGUCCUUUGGCUUUGUCCUUCUGGCUUUGAUCCCGUUUCUUGUUCCCUAGCUUUUCUUUUAUUUUUCUUUCUAGCCUUGUCCCGUGUGCGUGUUUUGUUUCAUUCCUUUGGUUCCUGGGUCUCUUGUUCUUUCUCUUGUUCUUGUUCUUUCUCCUCUGCUUCGUGUGCGUGUUUGCGGUUCGUCUUAGUGCAGUGGCGGCCAUGGUGGUGGAGGAGGUUAAUGGCUCGAAGCACCCUUUGUUUGGUAUGCGGUUGCCUUCGGCUUCUCGGUUCCAUGUUCCAUUCUCGUCUGCUGGGACACAGGCGGGUUGGGUCGCUCCUGGUGGUCGUCGGUUUUCUGAACAAGGUGGAGCGGAGGUCCGGCCGAUGUCCGACUCGUCUCGAGUUUUGGGAAGGAGGAGGAAAGGUUCUGGGAGUAAUUUGGCUGUGCGUUACCAGGGUGGGCAUCGGAUGUGGGUGCCCGAGAGAGUGUCAGUUGGUCGGGUUUCUAGAUUUACUGGAAUUGGUAAUAGGGUUGGCUUGAAUUUGAAUGUUGAGGGAAAGGUUGCUGUGACUUUUCCCUGUUUAGUGCCUGCAUCACUGGUGGUGGAUAUGACAAAUCUUUUGGUCAUUGGUAUUCCUUCUCCUGAUGGGGACUAUUUAGACGUUGGGUCUUUAUUUGGUUUGGUUGAAUUGGGCCAUGUGUUUGUUGGGCCGAGGGGGGUAGUGAAGGUUAGUUGUGGGCCUGGUAUGGGUGUUGAGGAGGGUGUUGGUGAAGUGUUGACUUUGAGUAGUGGGCCUAGUUGGUGUGUGGGUUUGGAUUUCUUUUUAGUAAAUGGGCCGUGUGCUUCUAUAGGGCCGGAUUUGAUUAUUUUUUUGGAGCUUAUUGUGAUGCCUUUGGGUGGUAGUGGGACGAGAGAUGUGCUUGGGUCGGGUCAUUUGGAGAUAGGGAGUAGUGCUUUGGGCACUUUCUUUGAUAAACUCUUUGUGGAUUUGGGUGGGUCUUUUGACAAGGUUGGUUCCACCCUUGGGAGUGGAGGGGCUUUGGUAGGAAAGGAGAUUCUUUUUGCCAAUUCUAAUGGUAAAGAGAUAGAGGAAAAAUUUGUAGAGGACCGGAGGGCCUUGUCUCUUUUAUUUAAAACUCAUAAGGAGUUGCUUUAUGUCCGUAUACUUUUUGGGAAGUUGGAGCUAUACGAGAUCAAGAAUGUGGGUGGUGUUUUUGGAGUGGCGCCUUCUUCUGUAACUAAUGAACACACUAAGCAUUCUGUGAUUGAAGAAGCUGACCCCAGCUUAUCUGCUCACUCGAUUACCCCUGUGGAGGAGAAUGUCAGAUCUCCUCCACAGGCGCCAUGAGAGGUGUUGCUUGGAACUGUAGAGGGUUGGGGCAGACCUCUACAGUUCAGGAGUUGAAGUCCCUGCUCAGGGUGCACUCUCCUGAUUUUGUGUUUUUAACUGAGCUCAAGGUGGAUGCCACCCCCCUGGUACGUAUUCUAAAAGCUCUUCACUUUUAUUUUCAUAUUUUUGUGCCGCCUAUUGGUAUUGCUGGGGGUAUCGUUUUAGCUUGGAAGGCUGGCUUUUGCUUUGAAUGUAUCUCUUGCUCUCGUAACCAUAUUUCGGGGCUUGUGUAUUCGGAUCCUCCUACCCACCCUUGGCUUCUUUCGUGCGUGUAUGGCCCGCCCUACAAUCAUGCAAAAAAGAAUUUUUGGACUGAGAUCAUGGCUUUAGGAGAUAGAUUCAGUGGUCCUUGGUUAAUUUUUGGUGAUACCAAUUUUGUCCUUAGUCAUUCUGAGCGGGAGGGGUCGUCGGGUAGGGAUCCCUUUAUCCCUUUUAUUUCUAACCUUGUAGAGUCACGUGGCCUUAUCAAUAUGCAUAUUAAAGGGGACAUGAUGACUUGGGAUAACCACCGGUCGGGGGAGAGACAUGUUAAGUCGGCCCUUGAUAAAGGCAUAGUGAAUGGAGCCUGGCUUCACCUUUUCCCCAAAGCUACUCUCUGUUCUGUCCAGACGAGUACUUCUGACCAUAGGUCGUUAUGUCUUGAUACGGUAGGGACUGUGCCUAAAUUUAAGAGGUGUUUCAAGUUUGAGGAAAGUUGGACGAGGGAUGCUAGAAGCAACCUUGUUGUUGCCAAUGCCUGGGUUUCGGUGGGUCAUUCCUGGGCUCCCGCCCACGUUUUUAAAAAGAUAGGUGCUACUCGGGUGGCUCUUCUUCAGUGGAAGAGAACGCAGUUUGGGAAAACUGAUGAGGAAAUUAAAGCUUUGGAGUUGAAACUGGAUAGAAUACAACAGUUGCCUGCUGGUUCUAGAGAUUGGAAUUUAGAAUGUGAUACUAGACGUAACCUGAAUGAAGCCAGAACUAGGAAAGCGGUGUACUGGAAACAAAGGGCGAGAAUUGCGUGGCUAAAGGAUGGGGAUAAAUGCUCAAAAUUUUUCUUUCUCUCUGCUGCUAUUAGAGGAAGGAGAAAUGCUAUUGAGUGCAUUUUGAAUAAACAUAAUGUCUGGAUUUAUGAGCGGGAAUUGAUUGGUCAGGAAUUCUUGGAUUUUUUCAAAGAUGUUUUCUCUGGAUCUAAUUAUGACCGGCAGGUAGAUUGUGGUCAUUUAUUCAAGGAAAAGAUUUCUCUUGCGAACCAGGUCGAGGUUGUCGGGUGCCCAUCUCGUGAAGAAAUAAGAAAUACUCUGUUUGCCAUGAGUAAUCAUAAAGCCCCAGGACCUGAUGGAAUGUCCGUUUUAUUCUUUAAACACUAUUGGGAGUCAGUUGGAGAGGAUUUCUGUGACGCAGUUGCUGAUUUCUUCGUCAAAGGAAGAAUGCAUAAGGGUGUGAAUUCUACUAAUGUGGUGCUGAUACCAAAAGUGCAAAACUCGAAGAGACCAAACCAGUUUAGGCCCAUUUCUCUUUGUAAUGUGAUGUACAAGGUCAUUUCUAAAAUCAUUGCAAAUAGAAUUAAGCCUAUCCUCCCGUCUCUUAUCUGUCCUACUCAAGCCGCAUUCGUUCCAGGAAGGAGUAUUCAAGAUAAUAAUGUUUUGGUGCAAGAGAUCAUCCACUCCUUCAAUCGGAAGCAAGGAAAAGAGGGGUUCUUUCCGAUCAAGAUAGACCUUGUGAAAGCCUAUGACAGGCUGAGUUGGACUUUUAUAGAGCAUGUUCUUGGUUGUUUCGGAUUCCCUCAAAAGUUUUGUAGUUGGGUCUCUCAGUGCAUAUCCACCACCUCCCUCAACAUUUGUCUCAAUGGUGGUCCGGUCGGCAAAAUCAUACCUUCCUGUGGCAUUAGGCAAGGUGACCCGUUAUCCCCCUACCUUUUCAUUUGUGCAGCGGAAGUGUUUUCUAGACUCUUGGAAGAGGAGAUUGGAAAGGGUAUUAUUAAAGGGAUACAACUUAGCAGGGGAGGGCCGGUGCUCUCCCAUAUUUUCUUUGCUGAUGACCUCAUCUUGGUUGGUCGGGCUAACAUAAAUGAAGCUAAAUCUUUUUGGAAUUGUCUUGAGAAGUUCUGCUCGUGGUCUGGACAGAAGGUUAAUAAACUUAAAACAUCAAUUUUCUUUAGCAAAAAUACCUCAGCAGGAAUGAGGAGAGGAAUUAAAGAAGCUCUGGGUAUAGACACUCCUGAGGGAGUUAUUAAGUAUUUGGGGUUGCCUCUCUUUAGAUCAAGACAAAAAGAUGCUGACUUUAAUUUCAUUCUUGAAAAUCUCAGUUCUAAACUUCAAGGGUGGAAGGCUAAAACUUUAUCAAAAGCGGGUAGGGCUACCCUCAUCAAGUCCGUGGGGCUGUCUUUGCCCGUCUAUGCCAUGCAGACUACCAAAUUUUCUAACCGCCUUGUGAAUAGGAUUGAUGGUAUGAUUCGUGACUUCUGGUGGGGUUUUGAGAAAGGGAACCAUGGUCUUUACCUUAAAGCAUGGGAUAAGCUUUGCCUUCCCAAGUCCAUGGGAGGUCUGGGUUUUCGGAAAACAAAGGAAAUGAACCUUGCCUUUUUGGCUAAGUGGGGGUGGAAUUUAUUGACUGGGAGUCAGUCGUUAUGUAGUAAGAUCCUGGAGGCUAAAUACCUUAAGGGAAGGGAUUUCCUUGAGUGCAAGUACAAAGAUUCUGAUUCCUGGUUUUGGAAGAAUGUCAUAAAAGCCAAUGCAAUCCUUCGAAAAGGGGCUUGCAAGAGGGUAGCCGAUGGAAGAGACACUAGCAUCUGGAGGGACCCUUGGAUCCCUCAUUUGAAAGGUUUCGUCCCGAAACCAAACAGAAGUGUAGUAACGGACAACAACUGUGUGGCAGAUCUCUUGUCUCCUAGGGGUGGGUGGGAUUUGCAUAAGUUAAAUAGUCUUUUCGAUCAUGAGACUGUUUCUGCUAUUCUUAAAGAUGGUCCCCCCUAGUAAUGGAAAAGAUAGUUGGAUUUGGACGUUGGAGAGUAAUGGGCGGUUCUCUUGUAAAUCGGCUUAUCUGUCUCAGGCUUUGGAGAGAGCACCUCCUAGUAAUGUUGCCCCAGCUCUUUGGAACAAACUUUGGAAUAGUAAAAUAGUGGAGC